GAGGCGAACGCGAGGGAGAGAGUGCGCGGCGUCCGGCCUCAGCAUGCUGACCGCGUUCGCCCCACCAACCCUGCCCGGGGUCCCAGGGCGGCUGCCCGCGGCCCCCGCGCGGCGCCAGGACUCCUCCAGUUCGUCAGGCUCCUACCACACGGCUCCGGGUUCUCCAGAGCCCCCGGACGUUGGGCCGGACGCGGAGGGCAGGGCGAAUUGGCCCACGGUGGCCCCUGUGCUGGGGGAGGGCGCGCAGCCUCGCCUGUCCGUCAGUGCCCAGAAUAGCCGCCAGCAGCUCGGGCCCGGCUCGGGUUUCCCGCGAGGCCCGGCCUCGGGCCCGCGGCCACCCCAGCCCCAGCUGCGCAUGCUGCCGUCGGGGGAGAUGGAAGUCAUCUUCGGCGCCGGGCCCCUGUUCAGCCGUUCUGACGCAGAGGAUAGCGAGGUGCAACAGCUCACGACGCAGGCCUUCCGCAGCCUCUCUCCGCCCGGCUCCGCGUCUCCCAUCUCUGCCGAACCGCAGCCCCAGGGCCCCGACGGUGGCUCCCGCUGGGCCACCUACCUGCAGCUGCGACCCCGCGGGCCGAGUCCUGCCACCCCAGCGCAGUUCGAGUGUGUGGAGGUGGCGCUGGAGGAGCGUGCCGCGCCUGCCAGGACCCGGACGGUGCCCAAACGUCAGAUCGAGCUGCGCCCCCGGCCCCGGAGUCCCCCGCGGGAGGCCAGCGCGCCGCCCCCGCGACUGUUCCUGCGCACCGGCUCCCUGGACGAGUCUCUGGGCCGCCUGCAGGCUGCCGCGGACCUCGUGCAGACGGCGCUGGCCAGAAAACUGAGCCCCGCGACCCCUGCCCCAAGCAGCGCCACCUUCGGACCCACGGUACCGCCAGAGCCUGCGGCCCCGGAAACGCCCCGCAGUACUCGAGUGGCUCUGAAGGAGGCCAGGUCUCGGCCACCUCGUGUGCAUUAUAGUUCAGCCCCCGCCAGGGCCCCACGACCGUGGCCUAGCCUCCGUGAGCGCGCAAUUCGGCGCGACAAGCCCGCGCCCGGGACCGAGCCUCUGGGUCCAGUUAGUUCCAGCAUCUUCCUGCAGUCUGGGGAGAAGAUCCAGGAGGCGCACCACCAGGAACCCAAGACUCGGUUCCCGCAAGAGACUCCGGAUCGAACCGUCCUGAGGGCACAGAGUCCGUCUUCCCAGUCUAGGGCCCCCCGGGAGGUUUCGAGUAAGCCCGUGAGACCGAGGAGCCCAUCCCCGCUGUGGCAAGCCCCAAAUGGGACCGUGCGGGGUCCUCGCUGCCCCUCGCCCCAGAACCUGUCCCCGUGGAAUAGGGCUAUCCGGAAGGUGAGUGGCCCGUCGCUCCCCGAGGCAUCCUCCGCAUGGGGAAAUCAGGAUGCUGCUGUCACGGAAACUGUCAGCAGGAAGAGCCCUUCCCCUCCGACCCUUUCCCAGUGGAAUCGGGGUGUUGCCAGUGCAAGAAGCCCAUCCCCCGAAGCUCCUUCCUCGUGGGAGGUUCCGCAUCCGGCAGGUGGGGAUAUAGUUGAGGGGAGUAGGAGCCCGUCCCCGCCAAACUUGUCCUCAUGGGAGACUCCAGAUCGUCCUACUGGGACGUGGAGCCCAUUGCCCCAAGAGACGUGGGACUCCACAGUGCAGAGCUCAGCGGUAGUUUCUACGCGGGAAGCUAUGAAUGGCGUAGCCCAGGAGGAACUGGUGCCACCCACGCCAUCUGCACCCGGGACUCCAGAGCUAACAGAGGCGCAGAGUCCGUCCACGCGGGAGAUGCCGGAUCUUGCCUUCCCAGGCAGCCAGCUGUUGCCAGCGGUGGCUGCACCCCAGCUGCCCCUCAGUCGCCUCGUGGGCACCCUGGAUGCCGAUGCGCGCCCGGAAGCCUUGGGCUCUGGAGAAGCGGCCUCGGGACGCCCGCGCGUGGCCAUUCCGCGGCCCCGCGACGUGCGCAAGAUGGUGAAGACCACAUACGCGCCAAGCUUCCCGGCAAGCACCCCAGGCUCAGGGCUCCCUGUGCCUCCUGCGGAACCCCGCGGGGAGGAAGGCGGCGCAUCCAAGACACAAGAGCUUCAGGCGCUGGGGGCCCACGCCCCAGCUCACUACACUUCCGUUUUUCUCAAGGACUUUCUGCCGGUCGUGUCACACCCCUACGAGACCCCAGAGCCAACCACAGACACAGUCCCCCGGGACGUUACGCAGCCCAACGGGGUACUGCGGCGGAGGGCAGAGAACAGCACGGCGAAACCCUUCGCGCGCACUGAGAUCCGCCUGCCUGGUGCCUUGGCCUUAGGCCGCCGGCCGGAGGGAACCCAGGGAGUCGUGGUGCGCGGUCCUGGCGGAAAGAACAGGGAUGCAGAGCCCCAGCGCAGGGUCCCCGACGACAAGGGUCGUACCAGCCCUCUAGGCGGCGCUCGCACCUCACCCCAGAAGUCGCCGAUAGGGCCGGCAGGGACCCAACCUCCCAGACCGCCCCGCCCUAGCUCCCCGCAGGCGUACCCUAGCUCGAGCCCUGGAAUAGCAUCGAAACAGGAGACGCCACCUAUGGCCCCUGAGCCCGCGGUUGCGGUCCAGUCGCCCCUCCCGCGGGAGCCCCAAGCGUCCGCUGGCAGAGCGGCCCCGCCCCAGGCCCGCGCCGCCUCGGCGCCUCCCAUGGACCGGUCCCCGGAAGGCCCCUCCCAGGGGGCGCGCAGGCCGCCCGGGGCCGCGCACCCGGGGAAGGUCCUGGUGGACCCAGAGAGCGGCCGCUACUACUUUGUGGAGGCGCCGAGGCAGCCUCGGCUGCGGCUGCUCUUCGACCCCGAGAGCGGGCAGUACGUGGAGGUGCUGCUGCCACCCUCGCCCUCGGUGCCACCCCGCCGCGUCUACACCCCGCUGGCCCUGGGCCCCGGCCUCUACCCGCCGGCCUAUGGGCCUAUCCCUGGCCUCUCACUGCCACCAUCCCCGGGCCCGCCGGCCUUCAGCGGCCCCCAGCUACCCUGGGCCUCCGAGGCGGGGCCCCUGGACGGGAUGUACUACCUGCCAGUGAGCGGGACCCCCAGCCCCGCGCCUCCUCUGCUCCUCUGUGCUCCACCCUCCAGCUUGGGUCCCGCCCAGCCGAGCAAGGGCUCCUUGUUCCCCGUGUGAGGCCCCAGGGC
Messenger RNA from Globicephala melas (long-finned pilot whale), 3120 nucleotides. It is a transcript of the gene PROB1, whose product is annotated as proline rich basic protein 1. The record is from RefSeq and is a predicted model, not a curated record. Gene Ontology annotation, cellular component: nucleoplasm. Lineage: Eukaryota; Metazoa; Chordata; Mammalia; Artiodactyla; Delphinidae.